Molecule: messenger RNA, 1395 nt
Organism: Sphenostylis stenocarpa
Lineage: Eukaryota; Viridiplantae; Streptophyta; Magnoliopsida; Fabales; Fabaceae
Source: the annotation of a GenBank genome assembly
AUGGCGCUUUGGCACCGAAUCGGAAACCUCAAGCUCAGAACCCUGUGCACCCAAUUCAAACGAUCUUACAUUCAUCUUCUCCAUGCUUCCGCCCCCAAACCGUGCCCUGUGGACAUUCCACAGCCGAAUCCCGUGUUUCAUGGCAGUCCCAAUAGCGUUUUCAGUACCGUGAGAUUCUUCGCUGCACCAGUUCAGGUAAAGCACAGGAAUGUGGAGGAGGAUCCAAGUGAGCUACGGUUGAAUGAGAAAAUCACAGCUUCAUAUGUCAGGCUUGUGGAGGAUGAUGGGCAUUCAAUAGUACCAAGGUUUGAAGCAUUGGAACGUGCCAAGGCGCUUAAACUUGAUUUAGUUGAGGCUGACAUGACACUACGAAAGGAUAUUAAAGAAGUGCGAUUUUCUGAAAAAACUGAAACAAAAGACCUGAAGAACAAAGCGGGUAUGAUUAUAAAGUUAAUGGAGAAGGGUUAUCGGGUGAAGUGCAAGGUAUCAGGCAAGGAAAAUCAGGACCCGACAGUAUUAUUUUCUCCUCUUCUUGCUCUGAUGGAAGAUGUCUACAUUGUGGAAAGUGGACCACAUAUGGCAAGAAAAGAUGCAUACAUGGUCGUCAGACACGUUAAGUUUGGGCAAUCGAAGAAAAGUGGGAAGAAAUUUCAAAAUGCGACAAAUGUUACAACUCAGGAGGGUCAUAUGGAGACAUCAACUGCCAAUUCUAGUGAUUCUGUUGAAUAUGAGAGUCAUGAUGCAGAAUCUGGAUUUGAAACGGAGGAGGAGGCCCCUUUUGAUGGAGACAAGCUUUUUAAAAGUUCCAGGUCUGCAUUUAGCAGCAAUAUUACUGCCUCCCCUGAUUAUCAAACAAAUGCUGCUCCAAUUAAUGAUCCAGUAUCUCCUCCUGUGUCCGAAAAUCGGUAUAGGAGAACUAAUCAUCAUGGUGAAAAUAACGUCCAAUCUAAUGCACAAGUGCCUCCUGCUGUGACUGAGAAUAAUAGAUACAGAAGAGUAGAGCCAAGAAACAGAUUCCAGCAAACAUCAAAUAAUGCAGAUAUGAACAACUAUCAAGGUCCAGGAACAAGAGAUGGAUUCAGGUCUCCUCCGCAAAAUUGGAAUCGCCCGAAGCAAGCACCGGCAAAUGUUGAAGUUGAUCCCAGAAUAGAAAAUAACAGGCAAGCUUUUACUCCUCAUGGAUCAAGACACUCAAUUCCUUCCCGCAAUCUUCCUCCAAAUGGUCCUAAUACCCCUAGACCUGGUUAUGGCAAUUUUAGUGGUCCAAAUGAGGGUAUCCCCAAGCCUCCUGGUGCUCCCAAUACCCCAAGACCUUCUAGUUAUGGCAGUUUUAGUGCUCCAAAUGAUGGCAUCCCCAAGCAUCAUAGUUCUCCCAAUACCCCCAAGACCUUCUAG